AUGUCUUCAUCCUUGACGCAGGAGAUUAAAGCUCCCAAUGGAGUGGUCUUUCAACAGCCGCUUGGCUUGUUUGUUGGUGGAGAAUGGGUCAAGUCCAAGGCCGGGAACAAAAUCGCAACUAUCAAUCCAUCCACCGAAGAAGAGAUAUGCCAGGUAUACGCCGCGGAAGAGGACGAUGUCGACAUUGCCGUAGCUGCAGCCAGGAAGGCCUUCAAGGACCCAAGCUGGUCCGACAUCGAGACAUCUGAGCGAGGCAGGUUGUUGCACAAACUCGCCGACUUGGUGGAACGUGAUGCGAAAAUCAUCGCUACCAUCGAGACGAUGGAUAACGGAAAGCCGUACAAGACGGCUUUCGAUGAAGAUGUAGCGGGGUGUAUUGAAGUAUUUAGACAUUAUGCUGGUUGGGCGGAUAAAAUUUACGGCAGAACUAUUGAUACUUCUCCCAAGAAGCUUGCUUACACUAGGCAUGAGCCGAUUGGCGUCUGUGCUCAGAUCAUCCCAUGGAAUUACCCACUUUUGAUGGGAGCAUGGAAGCUUGGACCAGCUCUCGCUACGGGCAAUGUCGUGAUUAUGAAAACAGCUGAGCAGACUCCGCUGUCGGUCUUAUACUUGUGCAAUCUCAUCAAAGAAGCUGGUUUCCCUCCAGGUGUCGUCAACGUCCUUAGUGGCUAUGGCAAGACUGCUGGAGCAGCACUUGUGCAACACCUAGAUGUGGAUAAGAUUGCCUUUACCGGUUCCACAUUCACAGGAAAGCAGAUCAUGAAGAUGGCGUCCGUGAAUUUGAAGAAUAUUACCCUCGAGACCGGAGGAAAGAGCCCGAAUAUCAUCUUCGAUGAUGCCGAAAUAGACCAAGCCAUCAAAUGGACUCAUUCUGGCAUCAUGAGCAACAUGGGACAGGUCUGCACUGCAACCUCGAGAGUCUACUUGCAUGAGAAAAUAUACAAUCAGUUCAUCGAAGAGUUCAAGAAGUUCAUGGCUGAGGUCAAUGUGAUCGGUGAUCCAUUUGAAGAAACCACUUUCCAAGGGCCUCAAGUUUCGAAAGCUCAGUAUGACAAGAUAUUGGGAUACGUCGAAACCGGUCUAUCUGAAGGAGCAGAGUUGAUCUCGGGAGGAAAGAAGCACGGUGACAAAGGUUACUUCAUCCAGCCUACUAUUUUCGCAGGUGUAAAAGAUCACAUGGCUAUAUCUCGUGAAGAAAUCUUCGGCCCAUUCGUCUGCUUCUCAAGUUUCAAAACUGAGGAAGAAGUGAUCGAAAGGGCAAAUGACACAACCUACGGGUUGGGGGCAGCAGUGUUUACCAGGGAUAUCGAACGUGCCCACAAGGUCGCAGCGAAACUACAAGCUGGAAUGGUAUGGAUCAAUAGCUCAAACGAUUCACACACCGGAAUCCCCUUCGGUGGCGUCAAGCAAUCUGGUAUCGGUCGGGAACUUGGUGAGUAUGGCCUUCAGGCGUAUACGCAGGCGAAGGCAGUGCACGUCAAUCUAGGAAACAGGUUGUAA
Messenger RNA from Orbilia oligospora ATCC 24927, 1500 nucleotides. RefSeq lists its product as uncharacterized. Gene Ontology annotation, molecular function: aldehyde dehydrogenase (NAD+) activity. The record is from RefSeq and is a predicted model, not a curated record. The coding region runs from base 1 to 1500 and encodes 499 amino acids. Lineage: Eukaryota; Fungi; Ascomycota; Orbiliomycetes; Orbiliales; Orbiliaceae. The transcript has 9 exons.